Messenger RNA from Lodderomyces orthopsilosis Co 90-125, 3456 nucleotides. Its product is annotated as FG-nucleoporin. The record is from RefSeq and is a predicted model, not a curated record. Lineage: Eukaryota; Fungi; Ascomycota; Pichiomycetes; Serinales; Debaryomycetaceae. The transcript has a single exon. The coding region runs from base 1 to 3456 and encodes 1151 amino acids.
AUGAACAGUCAAUCAGAGGGACUGUCUCAGGCUAGCAAUGAAAGUGUGCAGCCACGUGGCAGUAAAUUCGGUGGAUACUUUUCCAAGUUGAAGCAAGCAAUCAUUCGUCUGACCGAAUCACAACCGUCGGAGAAUACUGCACCACCGGCAGCAACAGCACCAACAGCAGCAGCAACAACAACAACCAGUGCCAAUCAAAAUGAUAGGGAGGGUGUCUAUAUUCAAUCCGAUCAAAUUGAUAUAGCCGAACCAUUACCUACAAAUUUCGGCAUACCUGAGAAGAGGAAACGUCUCUCAAUACAAGGGCAUCCCACUGAUGAGUCUAUUCCUCGUUCAUUGACUCGGGGUGUGGUAAAUCCAAGACACACUUCAUAUCUGAACAUAUACAAUGAAAUCAAGACCAAUGAAGAAGAAUCGCACAAUGAUCUUGAAAGAAGAAAAUCGGUUAUUGAUUCGUUCAUUCUACCAUCAAAAGAUAAUAGUAUAUUAACAAGUCGUGAAGACUCGCCAGCUUUGAAUAUCCCCUUUCCUAAAAACACAAUUGGAGUUGACCUGUUGAUAGAGGUGGAAGAUGAAGAGCGGUCGGAAGAGGAGGAGUACGAACAGUUGGAGAUUGUUCAAAUUGAUCCUGCUGAAAGAAGCAGAAUUGUACGACUAAAACGGUCAAUACAGGAAAUAGAACUGAUGCGGAAGAAGAUAAGGUACAUGAAGAGUCCCAAUGAAACAACUACGAUAUCGCAUGGUGAUUCAACAAUGGUGGAUACUAGUACACAAACAUACAAUACUGAUUAUUUGAACUCGGUACUAAAUUUCAAGAAAAGAUCUAGCUCCUCAACUUUGGAAAACAAUCGCAACAAAAGAAGGAAGAAGGGAUUCUUUUUGAAAGACCUUGUAUAUGAUGUGAAGAAACCAGUCGAUGUUGUCACUAGUACUAACCUCAAGGGAUAUGCCAGUGAGCUUGGGAAGCCAAAAUUCAAAGCAAGUGAUGAUGAUGGUACUAAGAAAUUGAACUCAAGAUCAACCGUAAAUGGCUCUGCAUUGGGUCAAAAGUUGUCUUUAUCAUUAGACUCUGAUUACGUUGCCAAAACUCAAUCCGUAUCGGAUAUCAUAAAAUUGAAAGAGGAUUCAUUAAAAACACCGUCUGGUGUUAAGAACGGCGCUAUUGCACCAUCUAGUGGAUUCCAGUUUAAUAUAGAUGAUAAAAGGUUGCGUGAUAUUGUGGGAUCACAAAGGGAGAAGACAGAAGGAGGAACAACCACCGCAACAAAGAAACAGAAGGCUUUUAUUUGUGAAACAGAGGCCAAGCCUAGUGAAAAAGCUUCAACACCAUUAUUCUCGUUCAAGCCAACUAUUAAAGACAAUGUAGAAGAAUCGAAAGACGAUACAUCAAAAUCUACUAGCGUCGAGUUUGGUAAGAAGAAAGAGGAAGUUACCAAGCCAUCAGUCAUCUUUGGUCAAGGCUCCUCCAAUUCGUUUGUUUUGCCAAACGAAUCUAUAUCCAACCACGAAAAAAGUCCAUCUCCAUUUACAUUUGGGGGUGCAUCAACGACAGGAGCUAACGAUGAAAUCAAGAAACCAGACAUUACAGCAAGUCAAUCGAAAGACGGAGAAGGUUCGCAAUCAGGUCUUUUUAAGUUUGAACCAUCAAAAAAUACACCAGUAAGUGGAUUUGGAUCGAAGCCCAGUGGUAGGCUCUUUGGCCAGCCAAGCGAAAACAAGGAGAAGUAUAAUGAUACAGGAAUCAAAGCCAAUGGAUCUGCUAGUGGACCAACCGUCAAUGCAUUUUCAUCUAUUUCCCAACCUGAGCCAGGGUCAGACAAAAGCAAAGAAGAUAAAGGUUCCCAGCCGAAUGAAGCCGGUUCAGAAGGAGGUGAUAUGAAGCGAAAAAGAACUGCACCAAGCGACAAAUCCAACACAAAUGACGCAGAACCACCAAUGUCUAAAUCUUCACCUCCUGCUUUUGCCUUUAAUGCUAUUGCUUCAGGUGAAGGCGAUUCUCAAAAAGCAUCAAGUGCACCAGCAGCUGUUUCCAAACAACCUGCUUUUUCAUUCGGAUUCAAUCCUUCUUCAUCAGCAACUGAUGAUAAAGACAAGGCUAAAUCUACAACGCCAGGUUUUGUAUUCGGUAAGGGUGACUCAACUGACAAUGAAGAUAAAGUAAAGGCUGCUUCAGCUGUUCCAACUUUCAGCUUCGGUAAACCAGCUGAUUCCACUACAGAUAAUGAUAAAGGGAAAUCUGUAUCGCCUGCUUUCAGCUUUGGCAAACCAGCAGGUACCACUACCGAUGACGAUAAAUCUAAACCUGUUGCUCCUGCUUUUGGCUUUGGUAAAUCAGAUAAUAAAGCCAAGUCUGCCUCACCGGCAUUUUUAUUCGGCAAAACCGAUGAUCAAGAUAAGCCCAAGCCUGCCUCACAAACAUUUUCAUUUGAUGAGCCUGCGGAAAAAUCUAAAUCUGCAGCCCCGGUAUUCUCAUUUGGAAAGACUGAUUCAUUAGAUGACAAAGGUAAAUCACCAUCACCAGCUUUUACAUUUGGGCAAAAGAAGGACGAAUCGAAUGAUAAGGCUUCAGGUAAGACGUCUACUUCAACACCGACACCAACAUCAACAUCAGGUGGCUCAACUUCAGCUUUUUCAUUUGGUAAUGCAGGAACAAGUGGAACUGCUGCAGGUUCCAAAGACAAACAACAAUCAACAGCAACGACAAGUGGAUUCAAAUUUGCGCCAGGAGUUACACCACCUCCUACCACUGCACCUGCAACAUCAGCAUCAACGGCCACAUCUUUGUUUGGAGCAAGCACGGGUGGUUCUAAUAUUGCUGCGCCAAAGCCAUUUAGCGCAACUGGUUUUGGUGGAUUUGGAUCACAGUCACAGUCACAGCCAUCUGCAACAGCUACGUCUACAGCACCCGUAUUUGGCAGUCGACCAAGUACACCAACAUUUAAUUUCAGUGAAGCAGCGGGACAAACACAAGGACAAGGACAAGGUAAUGGUCUACCACCACCAUCACUGAUUUUUGGUUCUGCAACGAAGUUGAAUAAAGUACCACUGUUCAAUUUUACUGGGUCUAAAAGUGGAACGCCCGACCCAGCAAGUGUGUUUGGACAACAUAGCCAAGCACAACAAACAAGUAGAGAGAGUACACCCUUUGGUGGUGGUGGUAGUGCUGUGCCUUCAUUUGGAUUUGGUCAGCCACAACAACAAGGACAGCCACAGGCACAACAGCCGUUUACAUUUGGAGGUAGUCCCGCACCAGGACAACCACAAGUACAACAACCACAAGUGCAAGUGCCUUCUUUUGGAUUCAAUGCUGGAGGUGCUGUACAAGGUGUAUCCGGUGGUCCGACAAUGAUGGGAAGUGGGUUUGCACCGAAUGGACAAUCAAUGCCUGCUACUGCCACUACCCCACAAGCUAAUCCUAGACGACCAAGACUUCUCCCAAGGUCUAGAAGGAGGUAA